Messenger RNA from Toxotes jaculatrix (banded archerfish), 1590 nucleotides. RefSeq names its product hematopoietically expressed homeobox (gene hhex). NCBI's taxonomy places the organism in Eukaryota, Metazoa, Chordata, Actinopteri, Toxotidae. Gene Ontology annotation, biological process: regulation of transcription by RNA polymerase II; cell differentiation. The transcript has 4 exons. The record is from RefSeq and is a predicted model, not a curated record. Bases 269 to 1150 code for a protein of 293 amino acids. Gene Ontology annotation, molecular function: DNA-binding transcription factor activity, RNA polymerase II-specific; RNA polymerase II cis-regulatory region sequence-specific DNA binding.
UGCAGCCAGAUAACAGCCCCAACAGUUGGAUCAAGUACCAGCUCGUUCACCGCCGCAACCCGAAUGGACACCAAAACACUCUAACGGUCUCCUCCGCGACUCCUUCAGACUGAAGUUUGCGCUGAAAGUUAGUAACAGCAGAUGGUUGGUAGUAUGUAAAAGCUUCUCGUGAGAGACUGUCGCUAAAGAGGAAGGCUGUAGGGAGACAAGGGAGGGACGCAGCUUUCCGUUAAUUCACUUCCAGCGCACAACGGCUGUAAACGGCACCAUGAGCGUCCCGCUUUACGCACCGACUCCCAUCCAGCCUGCUCACCCGACUCCCUUCUACAUCGAGGACAUUCUCGGGAGGACUGCCUCCGCCACCUUCUCUCCCUCCUCUUCCUCCUCCUCCGCCUCUUCAUCCUCCUCCUGCUCCACGCCGGUCAUCCCCACGCCGACUCUCGCAUCGCCCAACUCUUCCUUCACGAGUCUCAUCUCGCCUUAUCGGACGCCCAUUUACGAACCCACGCCGAUCCACCCGGCGCUGUCGCACCAUGCCGCGGCGACGUUGACCGCUACGUACGCCACCGCCGGGGCUUUCGCCGGCCCCAUCUACCCGUUCCACCACCACCAGCACCACCGCUCAAUGGGGGAGUACGCACAGGCGCUGCUGAGGCGCGACCCUCUCGGAAAGCCUCUGCUGUGGACUCCCUUCAUCCAGCGGCCACUGCACAAACGAAAAGGCGGUCAGGUCCGGUUCUCCAACGACCAGACCAUAGAGCUGGAGAAGAAGUUUGAGACACAGAAAUACCUGUCUCCUCCGGAGAGGAAACGGCUGGCCAAGAUGCUGCAGCUCAGCGAGAGACAGGUAAAAACCUGGUUCCAGAAUCGACGGGCGAAGUGGCGGAGACUGAAACAGGAGAAUCCCCAGGGAGGUAAGAGGGAGGCGGAAGACGACGGCUCCGCCGGAAGGAGUAACGGUAAAGGGGACGAGGCGAGCGAGUCGACCGGGAUCCAGAGCCCGGAGCACAGACAGACAGUUCGCGUGAGGUCCGCGUCCCCGCAGCAGCUCCACACAGAGCUGGACUCUGACGUGUCAGACGACACGGACCGGGAGCUGGACAUAGAGGACGACGACGACGACGAAUUCACACGGAACACGCAGUUUUGAACCGCAGGCCCCGCACCCGAACUGAGACUGGAUCCGCUCGGACAGUUGGGGCCUUCAUUCAGACAGGCCGGUAGCUCCUGGUGUGUUGUAUAUAAAGCAUCUUAUUCUGCUGUAUUUGUGCUGAUGGUUCUGACUGUAAAUGAAGAGUAGGCUCAUAGAUUAGUUUCUCUGUUUUUAUCCUUUUAGAUGAUGAAGCUCUUACUGGCCUUAAAAUGUGACAUUCCCUACUACAAUCAACAUAGAGCUAAUUAAUGAUUUGAUUGGUGGCAUCUAAUAAACUAUUUUUGUGAUAAGAGCUGGAAUUUAAUUGAGAUUUAUUAUCUUAUAUUUGGUGGGGAAAUAAAGGAAAUCAAUUAAUAAAAAAGAAAACAAAAAUUAGGCCUUUUAUAGGAAUUAAACUAACAGAAUGAGAACAAAUCAAUGAAAUGAAAUAAACUGAA